Molecule: messenger RNA, 1029 nt
Organism: Centruroides sculpturatus (bark scorpion)
Lineage: Eukaryota; Metazoa; Arthropoda; Arachnida; Scorpiones; Buthidae
Exons: 2
Source: RefSeq, a predicted model, not a curated record
AUGGAGUAUCCCGAUUGUUACUUAUGCCUACUCCAGGAAACAUUUAGGUUUUUGCAAUACGUUGGAUUAUCUGGGAUAAUCCCUAAUAGAAGUUGCAGGCACGCCAAAUCGAAAAGUUUCCACGAGAGGAGAAUUUGGCAGUUUUUUAUUACCGUCUUCCACAUAAUAAUAACUGUUCACAUGUUAACAUUGAUUAUCUUGUAUUAUGGAUUUAAAAUUAACGUACCCCAUAUGCAAUUCAUUAAAAAAGCGCACGGUCAACCCGGUGAAAUCUUUUCUUUAACAUUAUCCGCGUGUUGCUGCUACAAUGCUUCUCUCCUCACCAUGUUCAACUUCUGGAAGGAUCGAAAAAAGGCCACCGAAACCAUCUCGGAAAUGUGGAAUGAAAAUUCGACACGAUCGAAUAAAGAAUUCAAGAAAAUCUUCCUCGUCCAGAAGAUUAUCUAUCGAGUAAUUACUCCAUCUUUGCAGAUUUUUUGCAUAUUUUGCAUGAUAUUUCUCAUUUAUCGAUGCUAUCACAUAGCUAUCGGCUAUCUUGGUUUGUACGUCACAGGAUUCUACAUAAUAAUAAUUUUUUUGGCUUGCACACAAGGGUUAAAUCUCUUUAUCGGUCAAGUUACUUAUUUCUUCGUUACCACUGAAAUUAUCAGGAAGAAAUUCUCAAGAAUCGUACACGAGCUGCGGGAUCUUCUGAAUAGAAAAUAUGAUUACGAAGAUUUCAAGAGUAUUCAAGCCGAGCACAAUGUAAUAUGCAAAAUGGUCAUAGUUUUAGAUGGUUUCUUCAACAAAUAUAUCUUUCUGGCUUAUUGUCUCUUUCUUCCCGCCAUUUGCUUCAAUACUCAUUUUCUUAUCUUCUCCAAUAGUCUUGGAGAAUUAGCAUUGUCCAUGGGCUAUUCAAAUUGCUUGUUGGUUACAACUGUACUCAUCAUCACUCUUACUUGCGAAGCUCUUACUAACGAGAGUAUACGACCUCGAGAUGUUUUACACGAGUUGGCUUUGUUCGAACUGCAUUCAAAGAUUCGACUUCAG